This is a messenger RNA of Penaeus vannamei (Pacific white shrimp), 7345 nucleotides long. RefSeq names its product protein FAM13A. NCBI's taxonomy places the organism in Eukaryota, Metazoa, Arthropoda, Malacostraca, Decapoda, Penaeidae. The record is from RefSeq and is a predicted model, not a curated record. Gene Ontology annotation, biological process: signal transduction.
CCGGCCGAGUGACAAGCAGUGUGUGGAGCAGCUGGAGUAGGAGAACGAGUCGACGCGAGGUGGCGAAGCGGUGCAACACAGUGGACUCCUGAUGGUGACCUCACGUCACCUAUGUUGAGUCUGCGUCUCGUUUCCACAAGGUCACUCAAACAGCCGUAGACAGCUGCCAUCAUGUGCCGUGACAGAGAUAUGAACCCUUAACUCAUCUUUUUUAUCAAGCCCGCCCAGUUUUUAUUCCCCCUUUCAAAUAAAGAAGAAGCAGAGAGAGAGAGAGAAUAAUCAUCACCACCACUGCAGCUACACCACCACGCCCCUCUUUGGAGUCAAUCUUGGAUAACUUUUUUCAAAAGGACGUCAGGCAUUCAAGCAAGCAAGCAAGCAGCAAGUAAGCAAGUGAUCCCAAGGAAGCAUUUGUUUACAUCGCUUUUACACAGCAUAGACACUCGCUGAGUCUCUGGUAUAUAAAUAUAUAUAUAUCUGUCUGCAUAUUUUUCAGUGUCGUUACAUCAGUGUACUGCCAAGUGCUUCUUUUCGCACCACUGUCAAAAAAAGAACUUGUGUUUUAUUUCAUUUUAUUGAGGAACUGUUUUCGACCACUUUGGACGUGCAUGUGGCGCGAGAGAGUGAGCUUCAUCGAGCUUUGCUGAGGAAACAAAAAUAUUCUGCAACAGCUGAAACAAAAACAACAACAUUGCGCAUCUCUUUGGUUUGUCUUAGGAGGAUCUAAGACACCUGAACAGAUCGUCGUCUAUUCUUGCUGUUUUACUGUACCAUCUUCGUUUCUUUGUUCGUUCGGCCUUCAAGCACAAAAGAAAAAAAACGUUCCUCGGAUACAAAAGCAACAACGACACAGAAGAACGCCCAAUAAAGAUAAAGCACAAAGUCUAAGGAGAGAAGGAUAAAUAGAUAAUAGAGAGAGAAAAAAAUCAAUAACAUCGACCUGUUACAAAUUUAAAACAAAAACAAGUUAAAAACCAUAAGAAACGUUCAACCUAUUCGAGAGAAAGAAAAAAAACGCACCAAGAAAGAAUAAAGAAUAGUAAAAAGGUCACAACCACAACCACAACUAUUGAUUCAUCCUCCUUACAGUCAGCAGAGCACUUGCUUGUUUGAGUUAGACCACCGCGAGCAAUUUACUGGGUCUGAGGCAAAAAAAAAAAAAAAAAAUAGAUGCAACGCUUUUCAUAAAAACAAAAAGAUAACAAUAAUAAUCUUCAAGAACGGACAGUCACCACUUCAACUUCCCCCGACUAUAAAGUGAAACACACACGUCUCCGCAGUUUUCAUUUCUUCAAAGUUUUGGGCGAGAUCUCUGUAUAAAUGUGUAUAUAAUGUAAAAAAAAAUAUAUUAACUAAUACAGACACCGAUGCUUUAAUGAAUAUAUGUGAUAUUAAAUGAGAAAGAUUAUUAGGAAACUGAGUAAGGAAUUCUUUCGUCAGUCUCUUUAGAGGUAACAAAAAGGUUUCGAAGAAGUAUACAUAAAUAGAUAUAUCUAUAUAUAUAUUAAAAUUGGCCGUGAAGAAAGAGAAAUAUAUAUAUAUUUUUUAUUUGUUGAGUAGCCUCAUCUUCCGACAAGUGUUGUGAAUCGCAGAGAAGAAUAAGAAAGGGAGAAUGAUCUAAAUAGAAAUAAGAAUAAGAAGAUAAGUCCACAGUGUAGAAAAAGCUCCUAAACCACAAAGAAGAAGAACAACAAGAACAAGAAGAAGAAAAUCCACCUGAGAAGAAAGACCACCUUCCACCCUACCCUAGCGAACGUUGUGCCAAAACCAGAAAGAGGAAUAAACAGAAGAGAGAAGAGAAACGUGAAGGGACUCCUCGGUGUUCCCUCGAGACCCGUCACCUAGACAACAACGGCGGUUCACGAGCAAUCGUCCCCCCAGCGAGCCCCCGGGUGGCGCGUCCCUCGGCGUGUGUUGGUGCAGCGGCUCCGCCUCCCCACCUGUCAACACGGAGUCGCCUGCCGCCUGCCCCUCGCCACCAGGAGCCGCCCCUGGCCCUUGGGGACUGCCCCAGGCGCCCUUUGGACCGUAGACGGGCCCUCCCUCCCGCGGGGCGUCACGCCACUCCUGUAGGACCUCCGGCGGGACAACAAGUCGCAGGAGGUACCAACGCGAAAUGCGGCGCCCGUCCUUCUGCUGCGACCAACAUGGGAGCGGCGAGACGCAGUGCCAGCCCCAGGAGGGCGGCGAGAGCACCCUGGCGCGUGUACGUCGCUUCCUGGCCGUGUCGAUGGGCGCGCGGGCGGCCGGUCGCUCUCCAACCACCCGCUGCAAGCACCGCGCCCUCCCCCCGGACCCCCUGCACGCCCCCGCCCACGCCGUGCACUCGCUCCUGGCCGAGAUGAAGGAGGCCGGCGUGGGCGUGCAGGGCGUGCUCGGGCGUCCCCUGGAAGACGUCAUGGCGGCGCACGGAGAGGACGCUAGUGGGCACGGCGUGCCCGCCCUCGUGCACCUGCUCUGCUGCUACCUGCUCACCCACGGCGUGGACUACGACACCCUGGUGAGCGAGGACUGGUGCGCCGAGGAGGUGAGGACACGCCUCCUCCUCGAACGCGGCGCCGCUGGACUCCCCUCGGACGCCCCUGAGCCCCCGCCAGGCUCAGACGCGGCCGUGGCGACUGGCCUUCUGCGGCUGUUCCUGGACGAGCUGCCCCACGCGCUCAUCCCACCGUCAGCUGCUACCAAGAUCCUGCAGCUCCUUACGGAGCGUGGUCCCGUGGCCCUCCCCGAGAGCGGAAACCUGUGCGAGGAGGCCCUGGGGGUGGCCGUGGUCCCCCGUCGCCUCCUGCACCGCCACCUGCCGCUGCACAGCCUCUGCCUGCUGCGCUACCUCACGGCCUUCAUCCACCAGCUGCGCACCAGCAACCAUAACACAUGCCCCGUGCCCGUGUCCGCGCUGAGCAGGGUCCUGGCGCGCGUGAUGGUUGCUGCCGGCGACGACAACGGCGGCCGAGGCGACGACGACGACGACGACCGCCGCCCGCAGGAGUCGCAGCCCCGCCUCGCCAACCGCCUGGGGGAGAUCCUCAUCCUGUGCUACAACGACAUCUUCCAGAACACCGACGACGACGGGGAUGAUCUCAGUGACAGCGUGAGCAGCCCGAGCAGCGUCGGCGAGUGCGUUGGCGACGGCGACGAGGACGACGACGACGAGGGCGACACGACCACCACGGACACGGACGACUUCCGCUCGCCGCCCGUGUCCCCGCAGAAGACGGCGCGUCCCAGGGGCACCGCGACCUCCGUGGUACGACCUCCGCCCCUGAGCCUCCACCAGCCACCCAUGUCGCCAAGGUCAACCAGGGAGGUUGUUGACCACCUUGACAGCAUCCGCCCCAAGGUCGCACCAUAUUCCAAAGAGCUGCUGGUGGGUCCAGGUGUUGGCCCGCUGUUGUCACCCGCCUCGCCUGACGACUCUCUGCCCUCGACGCAAGACGAAGACGAGGAUGCCACGUCGCAGAGCCCCGAGAGCAGCUGCGUGUCGGCGCAGGACUACUGGGAGACCGGGGGCGAGAGCGACCUGCGCGACGAGAGCGAGCGCGACGAGGAGGAAGAGGAGGACUUCGGCGGAGGAGGAGGAGGAGGAGGUGGUCUUGGAGUGAACGACAGCCACGAGGAGCGACGUCUGAACGAGCGCUCGUUCCCCCGCUCGUACCCGCAGUCCUCGCGGCGUCCGAGGCGGCGGACCAAGAAGAGGCACCACAGCCACAGCCCUCAGGACAGUAGCACGCGCUGCCAGUCUUCGGAGGACGACGAAAGGUCAUCGUCCUACCUGAGGUCGUUGACGUCCGAGGAGGAGGAGCCGACCCGCUACGACCCCGUGCCCUCGGACGUCGUGUCGUGCCAGCCAGCCACCGGGUCCGUCAGGCCCUCGUCGCCCGUCAGUCGCGAGCCAUCGCUGGGCUUGAGCGAGCUGCUGAACGCCGGCGAGCCCGUGACGAGCGACCGCGGCUCGUGGGGCAUGCGCGAGUCCUCCCAUUGCGACUCGUGGCACCGCACGGCGCCCCGCUACAGCCGCUUCGACGACGAGAGCACAAUGCAGAGCAACUGGUACCGCAGCGACGAGGACGACAUCAUCCUGUCGCCGCGCGCCUCGGAGGCGUUCAAGGACGUGGGUCCGGCCAACGGGUCCGACGACUACAAGACGCCGCCGGGCCAAGGGGCGGUCAAGAUCCUCAUGAAGAACAUCAACUCGAUCAAGAAGAAGAUCAAGCGCUACGAGGAGGAGUUCGAGUCGGCCUUCGGCUACCGCCCUUCGCACAGUGAGAAGAUGAAGCACAAAGAGAUCAAGAAGUACAUGAGCGAGCUCAGCAAGGCCCGCAAGGAACUCAAGCAGAUGAAGGACGACGUCGCCGGCAUGAUGUCGGUACCCACGGUGUUCCCGCUGUCGCUGCUCCGCUGCCAGGAGUCGACCAACCCCAACGCCAGGCCCAAGAACACCUCCGGCACGGCAGACACCAUCCGCCAGGUGGAGGACAGACUGCGGGAGAAGAGGUCGGCCUCGGGACGCCCCACGGAACUCACUAACAUGAACAAGACGGAGAUGCAGGAGGAGAAGACCGCUCUGCAGAAGGCGCUCCUGUACUAUGAAUCGGUUCACGGACGGCCCACCACGAGAGAGGACAGAGACCUAGCACGACCCCUGUACGACAGAUACCGCCAAGUCAAGAGGAUUGUCAUGAGAUCGAGUUCGAGAGCCAAGGAGAACAUGGUGGAGCUGGCCCCGAUCCUGGAGCACGAGGCGAUGGACUUCACGCUGGCCUCGCCCCAGCACCGGGGCUCGCUACAAGGCGACGAAAUCGAAAAGAUCUCCCUGCCGCCUUCCCCGCCCUCCACCCCUCCCGUCUUCGAAUCCCCGGUCUUCGAGGCGCCCCAGAUGACCACCACGACAACGACGACCACGACGAUGCCCGGGGACGACCCCAAGGACACCCGGCGUGGCGUGCCCCUCGGGGACCUGCACGCGCUGCCCCUGAGCGAGCUGCGGGAGAGGAAGAAGGAGGCACGUGACGAGAAGAAGAAGCUUCGGCGAGCACUGCGCGAGUUCGAGGAGAACUUCGAGAGGGACUUGGGGAGGAAGGUCCAGAAGGAAGACCGGGGCCCCAUGGAGCAGACUUACCUGGAUUACAAGCACGCAAAGGCGAAGUUGAGGCUGCUUGAGGCCCUUUUGUCCAAACACGAGCCUCACAAGGUCUGAGUAUUUUUACAUUCAACUACCCUAGGAUAAGUGCUGAUAGAAGAGCUUAUUUUUUGGGGAAAGCAGAAGUUUGUAAUGUGCUUACAUUAUAUUAAAAGGCAGUAAAUGUUUACUGUAAGUGGAUUAGGACGAGGUAGGCUGAGCUGUAUUAGACGUCACUCGAUGAGAAAGGAUCGUCCAGUGAUGCAACUCGUUUACAGAAUGUCUAUUUUGCUGUACUAGCAGAAGAGCGAGGUUUAUGGAGGACACAAGGGAAGGACGUCCCAGUCCAUGUUCCGUGCUCUGUUUAUAGCGACAGGCACUGAUUAUGCAUGAACUGUGAUACAGAUAGUUGUCAAAGUUCCCAAUAUGGUUUAAAGAUUAAUUAAGAUAGAAAAUCCCUUGUUUUGAAUCUUCAUUACUAACAGUAGGUUUAAUAGGGUCUCCCAGUUCUUUUGUCUAUAUCUGCACCUUUGGAAUUAUUUUUUUCGUUAUUCAGAUUGUAGGACAUACAAGAUUGGGAUACUUAUUUAGUUGGAAGAUGUGGAUAGCAUCUUGCAUAUAUCAUCUUUAUUAUUAUGAUUAUUGUUAUCACAACUAUUAUUAUUAUUACUUUUUCUUAUUUUUUGUACCACAGAAUUUCUAAUGCAUUGAAGCUUCCAAAUAUGCUUUCUCCUUAUAAAAAUCAGAACUGUGCUAAGUGUGAGGUACCUGAAUGUAGCGUUAAGGUACGGGAGCUGUGUGGACGUCUAGGGGCACGAUGACUUGGAUAAUGUGGCGAGGUUUGCUUUUCAGUUUUUUUUCUCUCUUACACCCUUGUACUUGGUUCGCAGCCAUUGAAGGAUAUUCGUGUGUUAUUUGUCUGAGAGAGGAAUGAAGAGGAAAAAUGAUUUUAACAAAAGGAUUCAGAUAUAUCAUUUCAUGGUUUUCGGGAGAAGUGGAUGGUCAUUAAAAAAAAAAGAGAGAAAAAAUGUUGAGUUCUUUGCGAUGGUGUUCCUUGUCUCCUCAUUUUGCGAAUAGGAUUUUUUGUGUAAUGUGGAAAACGACAGAUGAACUGUGUAAAGGGUAUAAAAAUGACACAGGUUUAAUAGAGGAUGGAUUUAUUUUUGGUCUGCUUGUCACAUGAUGAUUUACAAGUAUAUCCUAGACAAAAGAAUGUUGUGGUAUGCAUUUACUGUUUGUAAGUGUAUGAAGAAUAUGACUACUUAUCACUGUUGGAUGUAGGAGAUUUGUAGCCUAUUUUGUAUGUGUUACCAUUCCACAGUGGUUACCCUACAUAAAUAAUAUAUGGCAGCUUGUAUGCUGCAUCUUCAGUGUACUUAGUUGUUAUAACACACAAAUCUCUAGUGUAUUGUUAGCAAGAUGCAUUUGGACAUUGUUGUCAAGACUGCAGAUUUUUUUCAUAUAUAUUGUUUGAAAAGCAGGUAUGUUGUGGAUGCAAUUGCAUUUUGUAUCUAUAAUUAAGAAGGCGUGUUUAGAUCGUCAAGUUUUCCUGCAUGUACGAGCUAGCAGUGAUUUCCAGAAAACUUAUUGAAGCCUGAAUAAUGUAUGUGCUCAUCCAAAAAGUCUUCAUAUUAAAGCUUGGAAUUACUAUCUGAUAAAUGUAACAAGUAAGUGUAGUUUAAUGUUUGCUUUUUACAGUUAUAUCCAUGCAAAUGCAUUCACUGUUAUUUGAAGAGUGGAGUUUUAUAACAGGCUGUAGGGUAUAGUCAGUGCAUUCACAAGUAGGGUUAAAAAAUGACCAGUGAUGAUACAAUAUUGAAGUGUUCUUGCCUCUGUAGUUCAUUGCAGCUUCAAAACUGUCUGUUGUUACUUUGAUAUAAAUAGUUAGAUAAAUAGUAUUAAUAAUAUCAUAUAUAUAUGGUUAUGUAUAUUAAUGCUCUAGAUUAUGAAGUAAAAAUGAUAUGGUCUUGUACCUGUUAGGAUAUUCAGACAAGAUUACUAGAGAAAUUGAUAUUAUCCUAUGUGAAAAUGAGAUAUUGAUUGUAGUGGUUGUUUGCUCAAAGCAAGGAAGAAAAAAUAACAAAAAGAAAAUGUUUUCUUCACCCAUUGAUCAUGCAUGUCUCUGCAAAAUGAUCACAUGAAGUCUGACCUUCAUUCUUACUGCCAAAAAAAGGAGAAGGAAAGAGAAAAAAAGGAUGCAAAUGAAUAAAUAUUUGACUUUACAAA